Messenger RNA from Drosophila bipectinata, 1772 nucleotides. Its product is annotated as probable cytochrome P450 4ac2. The record is from RefSeq and is a predicted model, not a curated record. Gene Ontology annotation, molecular function: monooxygenase activity; heme binding; iron ion binding. NCBI's taxonomy places the organism in Eukaryota, Metazoa, Arthropoda, Insecta, Diptera, Drosophilidae.
UAGAAUCUACAGGCCUAUUCUGCAUAAAUUAUACAAAAAUAUAUAACCUUUAGGGAGUUUUUAUUCAUCUCAGUUAUUAAAAGAUUUAAACCCAAGCAGAACAGACCUUCUAAUAACUUGUCACUGAAAUGAUUCUGGAGGUGCUCCUGGUCAGUUUUCUAGUACUACUUUUAGUUUUUGGCAAACUUUGGAGUCACUUGAACAAGAAAUACUUUAUUCUAUGCCUGUGCAAUCGAGUUAGUACCUUGGAUGGCAGUCCUCUAGAGAGACAGAUCUACAUAGCUCCCACCAAAACUCCAUUUGGCAAUAAUUUUGAUCUCUUGGAGCUUAAACCUGCUUCUGUCUUUAAGUUCAUGAGAGAUGCUGCUUCCCAAGCCAAGGGUCGGAAUUAUCUCUGGUACUUCUUUGGAACUCCAAUGUACAAUAUAAUCCGGGCCGAGGACGCUGAAGAAGUGUUCCAGAGUUCAAAGUUAAUCAUAAAAAACGUGAUAUAUGAUCUAUUGAGGCCUUUCUUGGGCGAAGGACUACUAACAAGCACAGACCAGAAGUGGCACUCUAGACGAAAAACUUUGACUCCUGCUUUCCACUUAAAUGUUUUGCAGUCUUUUUUGAGCAUAUUUAAGAAGGAGAGCAAAAAACUCGUGAAUAUCCUGCAUCUUUAUCCCGAAAAAGAAGUAGUCCUAAAUCAGAUUAUUCCACAGUUUACAUUCAACAAUAUGUGUGAAACCGUUCUAGGAGUUAAGCUUGACGAUAUAGAGGGAGGCGUCCAAUACCGCCAGUCGAUCCAUGCCUUAGAGGAGGUCAUGCUGCAGAGGAUUUCCAAUCCCCUGUUGUACAACAAAGUAUAUUUUUAUCUCUUUGGCGACUAUCGGAAACAGGUUGACAAUCUGAAGAUAGCACACGACUUCUCCAGCCAAAUAAUAGAGAAGAGAAGAAGGAUCUUCCAGCGUAAGGAGCUGGACCCAAAUGACGAUAUUGGAAAGCCACAACGGUACGCAAUGCUGGACAUUUUGUUGGCUGCCAAGGCAGAGGGUCACAUCGAUCAUCAGGGCAUCUGCGACGAGGUCAACACCUUCAUGUUCGCUGCAUACGACACCACCUCCACCGGCAUCAUCUUCACCCUGCUGAUGCUGGCCUUGCACGAGGAUGUCCAAGAGCGCUGCUUCGAGGAGGUGCAGAACCUUCCCAAGGACCUCGAUGGGAGCACCAUGCUCCAAUUCAACGAACUAUCCUACCUGGAUUGUGUCAUCAAAGAAACCCUAAGGCUGUUUCCCUCGGCUCCCGUUAUCGGACGAAAAGUGAUGGAAGAGUGUGUGGUGAACGGGUUAGUCAUGCCCACGAACACCCAGAUCAACCUGCACCUCUAUGACAUUAUGAGGGAUCCGCGCCACUUUCCAGAUCCCCUACUAUUUCAACCAGAUCGGUUUUUAAAAGAAAACUCUGGGAAUCGUCAUAGGUUCGCGUUUGUGCCUUUCAGUGCCGGGAAAAGAAGCUGCAUUGGCCAGAAAUUCGCCCUCCUCGAGAUGAAAGUGCUUCUGGCCGCCAUCCUAAGAAACUUCAAGCUGCUGCCAGCCACUCAGCUGGAGGAUCUCACUUUUGAAAAUGGAAUCGUUUUGCGAACUAAACAGAAUGUUAAGGUAACAUUGCAGCCAAGGGAGUAAAAUGUUAUUUUAACAUUUUACAUGUAAAGUUGCGUGAUCAGCAGAAAGGUAUGCUACGUUUUUUAAGUUUUCAGUUUCUGUUAAAUAACAGAGAUGCACUAGUAAUAACAG